Populus trichocarpa (black cottonwood) is the source of this 1569-nucleotide messenger RNA. RefSeq names its product probable aspartic proteinase GIP2. The transcript has a single exon. Bases 54 to 1370 code for a protein of 438 amino acids. The record is from RefSeq and is a predicted model, not a curated record. NCBI's taxonomy places the organism in Eukaryota, Viridiplantae, Streptophyta, Magnoliopsida, Malpighiales, Salicaceae. Gene Ontology annotation, molecular function: aspartic-type endopeptidase activity. Gene Ontology annotation, biological process: proteolysis.
UGGCCCUUUCUCUCCACGCCCAUUUCCCGCAUCGCUACACACUUGCUCUAACGAUGGCUUCUUCAAUUCAUCACUUUCUCUGCUCUGCUCUGCUACUUUUACUCCUCUCCCCAUCUAUUGCUCAACAAUCUUUCCGCCCCAAGGCCCUAGUCGUUCCAGUCACAAAAGAUAGUGCCACUCUCCAAUAUGUCACCCAAAUCAAACAAAGGACCCCUCAAGUGCCCAUCAACCUUGUUGUUGAUCUUGGUGGCCAGUUCUUGUGGGUUGACUGUGACAAAAAUUAUGUGUCAUCUACAUACCGUCCAGCACGUUGUGGCUCAGCACUCUGCUCAUUGGCUAGAGCUGGUGGCUGCGGUGAUUGUUUCUCAGGGCCUAGGCCAGGUUGCAACAAUAACACAUGCGGUGUCAUUCCUGACAACACAGUGACUCGCACCGCCACAGGUGGUGAACUAGCAACAGAUGUUGUGUCUGUCAAUUCGACCAACGGGUCAAACCCUGGCAGGGAAGCGUCCGUGCCACGUUUCCUAUUCUCUUGUGCCCCCACAUUUUUGCUUCAGGGUCUUGCUAGUGGUGUUGUUGGUAUGGCUGGACUUGGCAGAACUAGAAUCGCAUUUCCUUCACAAUUUGCUUCUGCCUUCAGCUUCAACAGAAAAUUUGCAAUUUGUUUAACAUCUCCAGCACCCGCAAAAGGUGUCAUAAUCUUCGGUGAUGGUCCUUACAACUUCCUUCCUAACAUUCAAUUGACAUCCCAGUCACUCUCCUUCACACCACUCUUCAUCAACCCAGUAAGCACAGCUUCAGCUUUUAGCCAAGGCGAGCCUUCAGCUGAAUAUUUCAUUGGUGUUAAAUCUAUCAGGAUUAGUGACAAAACUGUCCCAUUGAAUGCAACAUUGCUGUCUAUUGAUAGCCAAGGCAAAGGUGGCACAAAAAUUAGCACAGUGAACCCGUACACUGUCCUGGAGUCUUCUAUUUUCAAUGCUGUGACCAGGGCUUUUAUCAAUGAGUCUGCAGCUAGGAACAUCACAAGGGUGGCUUCUGUUGCACCUUUUGAUGUGUGCUUUAGCAGCGACAACAUUUUUAGCACACGUCUGGGGGCUGCUGUGCCAACUAUUUCUCUUGUUUUGCAGAAUGAGAACGUGAUCUGGAGAAUAUUUGGUGCAAACUCAAUGGUGCAAGUCAGCGACAAUGUGUUGUGUCUCGGAUUUGUUAAUGGUGGUUCAAAUCCCACGACUUCAAUUGUUAUUGGAGGGUAUCAGCUCGAGGACAAUCUCUUUCAGUUUGAUUUGGCUGCAUCAAGACUCGGGUUUAGCUCUCUGCUCUUUGGCAGGCAAACUACAUGUGCCAACUUCAAUUUCACCUCCAUUGCCUAGGGGUUUCACCAUGAUGCUUCACGAAAUAUAUUUCUUUUCAAUGUUAUACACAAAUUACACUCUGUAAAUAAGCGGCCAUUGUUUUUUCUUUUGGCUUGGCGAACAAAUAAGUGACCCCAAAAUUUCUUAGCAGACACGUUUGUAAUGUAAGCUAUAUAUCCCAUUUUCUCUUAAAUUUAAUAAAACAUGAUGUUUGCAA